GUGGUGGCCAGUGAAAGCAUGAUAUUCGUGUUCGAGUUCAUCUCAAAACCUUUCGCUUAUUCACCGAAGGGGAUUUUUUUCUCGACCUUUUUCCAUUCUUCGAGUUUGGUAGACGGGAUUUUUUGUAGAACGGCUCCAUUGACGGCGGCAAAUAGAGUAGCCAGCUUUAAGAACCUAUCCUCGCUUCCAUGGCCGUUGAAGGAGACACUAUCGAAAGGAUUUACAAAGGAACAUGAUGGUGGGUAAUUUCAGUCUUAUCGGUUAAAGAGAAAAAUCGGAGAGCGAUUCUGCCUCGAUCUCCGAUGACCCAUCAUGGCGGAUCCAUUUCUGGGCAUCUUCGAUGGAGUCAAUAACGGCUUGGACGAGUUAGGUCUUGGAUCAACGCUCGGCUCAAAUGGAAGCCAAGGAGGACAGAUGCAAGAAAGGCUGCAGCAUUCUGCGUCUUUUGGAGGAUUUCAGGCACAAUCACCGUCAAACUCGAAUCAACCAAAGCUUCAACAUUUCGAUGAACGGUCAUCCGCGUCACCAUUUUUACCGCCCUCGCAGAAACUUCAGCACUUUAACGAUCCGUUAUUGUCGUCAUCACCGCAACGAUUUCAUUCUCUGCAGUCGUCUUCCCAACAACAGUUUGGCGAAUUUCGUCCACCAUCGCAGAUAAACAUGUGUUGGCCGCGUGGCCAAACGUCACGAAGCUCUCCUAAUUAUACUGGAUUUUCACAGGCAUCUGAACAAUCACCGUUUCGACAGCCAUUUGGGUAUGGGUUUCCGCGGUCGUCAUCUCCGAGACUUCAACAUUUUGCGAAUCAAUCUCCCAUGAAUUCCUCUCCAGAUAUCUUCCCAUCUGGGGCUUCACAAUCUCCUAGACUUCAGCACCCAAAUCAGUCACCUUCGCUUCCUUAUUCAGGUUCUUCUCCUAAGGGUACAAGCCCUAAGACGAUGGAGUCAAAUCAGCAGCAAAAGCAGAAGCAAAUUAGUCCACAGCAAGCCCUCUUUAGACAUCUUCAAGGUUCAGAAGGGAACCAGCAGCAAGUAGAACUAGGGGGCCAAGGUCGUUUACAGCACUUGGUAUCUGGUAAUACCGUGGAUUUGGAUCAUAAUAAAUCUUCACUUCCUGGAGCAGCUGGGGAUGGAAAUUUCCCUUAUAAUCCUUUUCAAGGUGGACCUAGACCACCCAUGGGUAUGCAUCAAAAUUCUCCCCAGUCAAAUUACAACUCACAACAGUUUCAAAAUCCACAGUAUGCUGCUUUCAAUGGAGGAGUUUCCAGUGGAGCUGAUCAAGAUAUGUUCAAUCCUGGGAACCAUAGUAAUAUGGCAACUCCUCAACAGCCAGGAUUUACUUUUACUAACUUACAAAUGUCAGACCCUCAGGACCUGAUGCAGGUAAAGACGUCAGCUAUCUUGCUUCAAAUGCAGCGGAUCCAGCAACAAAUUCAACAGAUGCGAGACAUGGGGCAGCCAUCUCAAAUGCAACAGCUGCAAUUUCAGUUCCAACGGCUUUAUCAGAUUUAUGCCAUGCAGCAGCAACAACGUGUGCAACCUAACUUUCAACCUCAAAACUAUGACCAAAUGAGGUUUAUUCAACAGCAAAGGCAACAGGAGAAGGCCAAUAGAAUUGCUGUGGAGGCCAUGGCCAAAGCAGCAUUACAGAAUAGUGAUGGAAGGUCCAUGAUGCCUGGGUUUCCACCAAUGUCAUCAGGCCAGCGAAUGAUGACAAAUCCUUCAGCAGUGAAUACAGGAGCAUUGGAUUUUUCUAGGCAUCCUAUGCCAGCAGACCCUAUCAGUCUGGGUCCUUCAAUCGUAUCUAAACCAGCACCAGUACGGAGCUCACAGACCUCAAGGCCCCCAGCCACUGUGUUGGCAAAACCAGCACCUAUACGAAGUAGGAAAGAUUCAUCUGAUGCCGAACCUUCGCCUCCCAAUUCUCCAAGUUAUUUAGAAGAAGAUCAUGCCUCCAACAUCACUCGACGAUCACUCAGAGAACGUAAGAAGAAGACUUACAAGGAUGACUUUGAUUACAACUUAUCCGAAGAGGAGGGAGAGAAAGAGACUGCUGAAGGUGGAGUGCCAGCUACAUUUCCAGGUGAUAGCACUGGUCAAGCCCAUAUACCAGUGGGACCCGAAGUGGAAGAGACAACUACAGUUGAAAAGAUAUUGGCCAUGAGAACAAAACAGGAUGAAGAAUUUGGAAGUUAUGAAGAAUUCUUAGUGAAGUUCAAGAACUACUCUUAUCUUCAUUGUGAAUGGGCAACAGCAGAAAAAUUGGCAAGAGGAGACAAAAGAAUACACAUGAAAAUAAAACGAUACAGAGCUAAGCAGCAAAACUCCAUGGCCUUUUUCAGUGAGCUUGAUGAGGAACCUUUUAAUCCUGAUUAUGUUGAAGUAGACAGAGUACUGGAUAUGUCCACAGGAGUUGAUCAAAACACUGGUGAGCCAAUCACCCACUACCUUGUUAAAUGGUGUUCACAACCUUAUGAAGAAAGUACUUGGGAAAUUGAGGCUGAUGUUGAUGAAACAAAAAUCAAGCAGUUCCACAAACUCAAGGAACAUCCGCCUAUGGCUCUAAGACAGUUCCGCCCUCGCCCAUACCCACAUGAGUGGUGCAAGAUGGCUGCAUCGCCAGUGUAUAAAGAAGGAAAUACGCUACGUGACUAUCAGCUUGAAGGUGUUAAUUGGCUCACCUUUUGCUGGUGUAACAGGCAAAAUUCCAUUCUAGCUGAUGAGAUGGGACUUGGAAAAACUAUUCAGUCCAUUUCAUUUCUGGUUGAGAUGCAGCGGUAUGGUGUCAGGGGUCCAUUCCUUGUAAUUGCACCUCUCUCUACAAUCUCCAACUGGCAAAGAGAAUUUGAGACUUGGAGUGACAUUAAUGCUGUUGUCUACCAUGGAAGUGCGUCAAGCCGUCAUUUGAUUCAAGAAUAUGAAUUUUACUUCAGAGAUGAACAUGGCCAACCCAUUCCAGGAUUGUACAAAUUUGAAGCAAUGGUAACAACAUAUGAAAUAAUCAUAGCUGACAACAUGCAACUGAGUGCAGUGCCUUGGAGAUGUGUGGUUAUUGACGAGGCUCAUCGUUUGAAGAACCGUAACUGCAAACUGCUGGAAGGACUUAACAACCUCAGCAUGGAACACCGAAUACUACUGACGGGAACCCCUUUGCAGAACAAUGUAGAUGAGUUGUUUAGUCUUUUGAACUUCCUGGAACCAGCACAGUUUCCUUCCCAGGUUGCCUUCCUUAUGGAGUUUGGUGACCUUAAAACUGAGGCUCAGGUUGAGAAACUCAAACAGCUUCUAAAGCCAAUGAUGUUGAGAAGACUUAAAGAAGAUGUUGAGAAAAACAUUGCACCCAAAGAAGAAACCAUCAUUGAGGUUGAACUUACCACCAUACAAAAGAAACUGUACAGGGCAAUUCUUGAGCGCAACUUUGCCUUUUUAAGCAAGGGAGCAACAUCCAGUGCAAAUGUACCAAACUUAAUGAACACCAUGAUGGAACUCCGCAAAUGCUGUAAUCACCCUUUCCUGAUCACUGGAGCUGAGGAGAAAGUGCUUGCUGAGCAUAACUUGUCAUUGGUUGAGAAGACAAUCAAGCAUGUAAACAUCAUGAUUGACGCUUCUGGAAAGCUGGUGCUUAUUCAUAAACUUCUACCAAAACUGAAAUCCAGUGGGCAUAAAGUCUUAGUUUUUUCGCAGAUGGUUCGUUGUCUUGACAUUUUGGAAGACUAUCUUGUUCACAUGAGGUAUCCUUAUGAGAGGAUAGAUGGGCGUGUGCGAGGAAACCUGCGUCAGGCAGCUAUCGACAGGUUCAGUAAGCCUGACUCUGAUCGUUUUGUGUUCUUGUUGUGUACCCGAGCUGGAGGUUUGGGAAUCAAUCUGACAGCAGCAGAUACUGUUAUCAUUUUUGAUUCUGACUGGAAUCCCCAGAACGACAUUCAAGCUCAGGCAAGAUGUCAUCGUAUUGGGCAGAGCAAGUCUGUCAAGGUUUACAGGCUCAUUACAAGGAACUCUUAUGAGCGUGAAAUGUUCGACAGGGCAAGCAUGAAAUUGGGUCUGGAUAAAGCUGUUUUACAGUCCAUGAAUACCAAGGAGAAUGCAAGCAAUAAUCAAUCAUUGUCUAAAAGAGAAAUUGAAGACUUGCUGAGAAAAGGUGCCUAUGGUGCAAUCAUGGAAGAAGAAAAUGAUGACAGCUCCAAAUUCUGUGAAGAAGAUAUAGACCAAAUUCUUGAACGCCGCACACAAGUUAUCCAAAUUGAGUCUCAGGGGAAGGGAUCAACUUUUGCCAAGGCAAGCUUUGUGUCAUCCAAGGGUGAAGAGGACAUUGACAUUGAUGAUCCUGACUUUUGGCAAAAGUGGGCUAAGAAGGCAGAAUUAGACGUUGAUCUCAUGAACAAGGACAAUCGUAUUAUUGAUGCACCUCGGCAAAGGAAGCAGACUAAGCGAUAUGGCAAUGAAGAUGGGGAUUUUGAACUGUCAGACUUGGACCUUGAAGAAGAUGAUGAAGCACCUUUGCCAAGGAGAUCAUCCUGGACUAGGGUAGAAUGUUUCAGAGUGGAAAAGAACUUGCUUAUUUAUGGCUGGGGUCAGUGGAAAGAUAUUAUUUCUUCAGGAAGAUUCAAAACAAAGGUCUCUGAAAGAGAUGUCGAAGCCAUUUCACGCACAAUACUAGUCUACUGCCUCCACCACUACAAAGGAGAUGAGAAAGUGAAGUGCUUUAUCAGAGACCUUGUCAAAGCUUCUGUUACACGGGAAAGACUUCCUAGUGAGGAGCGAGAUGCCACAUACACACCCUUACCAUUGACUGGCAAGACAAAGACAAGGAAUAAGAAAGGAAAGAGUUCCAACAAGAACAAAAGUGCCAUUGCCCUUCUUGAAGUUGGCAGUGAGUGGCGCACAUGCGACCCAGAGAGCAUCAUAUUGGAUGAGGGUUAUAAGAAACAUUUGCAACACCACUGUAAUAAGAUUCUGCUGCGUGUCAAGCUGCUUUACUUCCUAAGACAUGAAGUGAUUGGAAAACUUGGACCAAAGAUAAAGGAGGGGUGCAAUGCAAGUGAGUUAGACAUAACCAUUUACCCCCCUGAAGGAGAUCCCCCAGCCAAUUGGUGGGAUGAAGAGUGUGAUAAGUCACUUCUAGUGGGAGUCUACAAGUAUGGGUAUGAGCAUUACAAGACAAUGAGAGCAGAUCCUAGCUUGUGUUUUCUCUCAAGAGUUGGCCUUCCUAAUAAUAUGAAUGAAUCUAUGACUGGUGAACCUACUGAUCCAGAUGAUAGAGAUGAGGAUGAUGGUGAUGCUAACGAUGACCCAGACUAUCAGCAACCAUCCAGUCUGUCGCAGAAAGAUGAUGACAAUGAUGAUGACGAAGAUGACAAGGACACUGUGUCCGCUGUAUCUUCACCUGGCACUCCGCGUAAAGCAGACAAGACCUAUGAUGCGGCUGCAGGUGAAGUUAGGGGCAGUACACGUCUACGGUGGCCGACAUCAUCUGAUUUGAACACAAGGUUGAGGAGAAUCAUUGCAGGUUAUCAGAGAGUAGUGAAAAAGCAGGAGCUGAAGAAAGCAGCAGCCGAAAAGGAACGGGAAAGAAAGGAGAGAUUUGAAGAGGCUGUCAGGCAAAAAGAAUUGAAGAAAGCUGAAAUGGCUCAAAAGUGGUCAAAGCGAGAAGAGGUGGACUUUUAUCGCACAGUGUCCACGUUUGGUGUGGAGUUUAAUAAGAAGGAUGGAACUUAUGACUGGUCACGAUUCAGACGUUUAGCUCGUUUGGACAAGAAGAAUGACGAGAGGUUGACACAAUACUACCUUGACUUCAUGGCCAUGUGUAGAAGAGUUUGUGGCCAAGCUACAGAGGAAGAUGCUGGAAAAGGUACAGGUGUGGAAGCUAUUUCAGAAGAACGAGCCAGUAGAAGUCUUUACAGAAUACAGCUGCUCUCAAAGAUCCGAGAGGAGGUUCUGCCUCACGAGAAGCUAGACGAACGCCUUCAGCUGGCUCAGCCUUCUUCCAGUUUCCCUGACUGGUGGCAGUGCGGCAAACACGACAAAGACUUGUUACUUGGGGUGGCAAAACAUGGGAUCAGUAGAACAGAUUUUAAUCUGCUGAGUGAUGCUGAACUGUCAUUUAUGGAAGUUAUUUCCAAGUUACCUUCAAAUCCCGGAGGCCUACUCGUGAACAAAGUUCCUGGAGAUGAGAAAACACCAUCCCCAGCAGGAGGUAUGAAGACAGAAUCUUCACUUCCAUUUGAUCGCUUCUCACCUCUCGAAAAUGAUCUAGGGGAUGGACAAGGUGACCAGCCAAUGAAAAGCUUGUCUCAGCAGCUACCUGAUUAUGGAACACCAUCCGAAGAAGUGCUGUCAUCACCCAGCGAGAAGUUGCCUAAACCUCCUCCCCCCGAAUCAACAGCACUAAGCUCGCCUUCAGUGAAACCUGACCCAGACGCUUCAGUGACUAUGUCCUACGGGUCAGUAUCCUCUGACCAAGAUUCAGCAGCUCUUGCUCAGGGGCAGAGAAUUGUCAAAGACGCUGCACCAUCAUUAGUUGUGGAACCUAAAAUUGAGGACAUGGAGGAAUCCAGCAGGCAGAACACCCCUACUCCUACUCAACUAAAUCCAGGGGCAGGCCAAGAUGAGGAGUCACAACUGAGCUUCAACCAAGACAACCAGUCCAGCGACACUUCCCUUUUCUCUGUUAGGUGGCCCAAGGACAAAGUCGUUAUCCAGCGUCUGGAUCAGCUCUGUGAGUGUGUGUUGAAAGGCGAAUGGCCUAUUGUAAGUAAAGUGGCAGACGCCUUACUUCAGAAUCAGUUGGCAGCAAAUUCACCUAUGUCUUCAGGGUACCCGGGUAUAGCAGAUGUUGAUAUGGCUUCAUUGCCACCUGGGUUUGCUGUUGGUGAGGAUGGAGUGCCAGAAGACCCCUCCAAAGCAUUUAAACUUAAGAGGCUUGAUGGCUUAAAGCUUACCUUCAAGAAGAACAGGAGAAAAAGGAAAAGAGAUGCAGAGAUGAGUGAAGGCCUCGGAGAGGAUGGAGGACCAGGUCUUCCGGAGCCAGGUUAUAGAAAAAUGCCCGCUCAAGUUCACGAUGGGGAAUGGAACGAAGGCGUGAUGAACUUGGAGGCCCAAGGCCACGACUUCAGGUGGGAUGCCGCUCCCAUUGGUGUGAAACCUCCCAGGAAAAAGAGGGCUUCCAAGAAAGAAAAAGGAGAGAAGCCCGAAAAGCCACCUGGGAAAAAACGAGGGAGGAAACCUAAAACCGAUAAGCUCGGAUCUGCGGGCAGAUUGGCCGACACUGGUGGUGUAGCAAUCCCACCUGAAGGCGCUGCCCUAGAGUGGACUGGGUUCUCUCUCUCGGGUAGAGUGGAAGGAGACAUCAACCGAGUGUCUGUGAUAGAGGAAACCAAUGCUGGCCACGGGAGAACUGCUCUUCCAAAAUCACCCCAUGAAAGUGGAGCCAAACCUGCCUUCUCGACUUUUGCCGAAGAGUACAAGAACUCGUCGGGUUUAGAAAGUGACUCUCUUGGCACAAGCGGACAGGACGAUACCGUCAUCGUUAUUGACAGAGAAACAGGACGAAAGUUGGUAGGAAAUGUAGCGCCAAAGCUGUCGAACCUUGUGGAGUGGUUGCAGCUCAAUACCAGUUACGACGUUGCUGAAGAGUCUGUAGCAUUUGUGCGUAGCAAGGGUAUUCUACCUUCAUCUCUGCUAAACAGAUUGUCCUCCGAUAAGAAGUCUAAGCCUACCACACCCAAAGCAUCUGGAGCGCAAUCGUCACAUCACUUACCUGGAUCCUACAAUGACAUGAACUACGGUGCUUCGGUGCCUAAAUCUCAGUUUGAUUCAUCUUCGUCAACGUCUUUGACCUCAACAGCCAAAUCGGACUCUCACAACGAACCUGCCCGGGCCGCAUUUCCUUACGACUCUUCCCACUUUGGAAACUUUUCGCAUGCCAUGCCGUUUGGCCCAUUCGGUCACAUGCCGCCUUAUUACGCUUCUUAUGGGAUGGGUAUGGCGCCAAAUUCUCAAGGAAGCACUGCGUUUGGUGGCGACAGUGCUGUGUCGAAGCCGGCGCAGUCUCCAGUUAGUCCGAGUCGUUCGUCAGCGCAUGUCGCUUUUAAUAACUCAUCAUACUCGUCACUUUACGCAGGACAACAGCUUGGAAGUGGAACACAGGGAUACCCAUCUAAUGCUUUUUCGUAUCAACUUUUGAACAAUGGUAAUCAUCCUACGGCAUCUUCGCUGUCGCCAAAGGGAGAUUUAUUAGCUGACAAUGCAAGCCACGGUUCCUCCAGUAUGGGGAGCGACGUCUCCUCGCAAAGCAGCCCAGAGCAUGACUGAUUUAAGUGCGUUAUUUUAUCUGGGGAGGUUUUUGCAGCUUUUAAACAUAUCGCAAGGCUAUGCCAACGGUUAGACUACUGUGAAUUAAAGCCUAACCUUAAUAGUAACUUCAGGUGUUUCUUAAAUUGCUUUAAAUGGUUGCGAUAAUAAGUAUAGGGAAGGCCUUUGUAUCGUUUAUCGUAGCAUAAGAAUUUGUAGCUAUUAAUGAGCGGUAAAUAAGUUGUCAUUAUGCAAAUUCAGCUGGACUUUUUCUGGUAACUUGGAGCGUUUUACACUCAAAUAAUGUACGUGAAUUUGCUUUGUGGUGUGAAAAUUAGGCUUAAAUCUUAUCUAAUCGACAGGGAAAGUCAAGAACGGAUCAAUGUUCGUUGCACAGCUGAAAGUUCGCAACUAUUGCUUGGAGACCGUCACAGCCGAAUUUACUGUAAAGAAAACACCUUGAAAUAAUACUUUAUCUUCACUACAUUCGUAAUUCGCUUUUCUUUUCUUUUUUGUUUGAUCUUUUGUGAGAAAGCGAGAGAGGUAGAGUUUGUUAAUCAUAUAAUUAUUCUUAUAUACAUAUGCAUGAUUUAUAGAAAUAUAUAGUAUACAAUCUUGCUACGCCUUUAGGCAUAUUGUACAUUUGAAUUGACCUAAGCAAAACAUCGGACGGUAAUUUUUAUAACAGCAGUCCUCUCUUCGUAAAAAACCGGAUAUCAGCUUUUUGGUCUCCUUAUCUACAGUGAAAGAAGAAAAAAAAAUUAUGGAAACCACUCGGAUACUGCAAUUGGUGAAAGAUUAAUAUAUUGUGUGGCCGACCUGGUAUUUAUUUUGUGAUCAGAAUACGUGCGCAACUUCUGUGCGUCUUUUUGUACUUUUUAUGGCCAACUUUACUCUUUUGUGGCUGACUAACUGUAAAAUGGAAUUCAAUCAAAUCAAGAAACUACCUCAGAGAACAGAAACUUAUUUAUUUUCACGAAUCAACUUAGAACUGUCUAGUAGAUGCUCUAAAUUCGUAUCUAAGUCCGGAAAUUGCCCAGUUGACUGCUUAGUGUUUUUGGUUUUCUUUUAGGUUUUCUUUUUGGUUUUCUUUUUUGCCACUAAAUAUACCAAGGCCUGCGAUCUAAAUGCAAGAGAAAGUUAAUACUUUAUAUUCUUGGUUAGAGCCUUUUCAGGGCAGUGUUGAAACCAAUGUGGUGUGAAUUGGCUUCGCUGUUCAAUGUACUGAACGCCUUCUUGAAAAUCAAAAUUAUGUGUUUGAAUGAGUUUAUUGCCUAGUUUAGUUUUUUUUUUGCCUUGUGUAAUCUUUUUUCCAUUGAACGGAGAGUGUUCCAGCUAUGGAAAGUUUUAAGGAAUGAUUUUUGUUAACUCACGCAGUAAGGUAAAGGAAAUAGAGAGCUCUUUCUCUAGAUGUUACAAUCAUUGUAGGACGUUAGCAUAGUAACGGUCUUUGUGGAAAGGGCGUGCUUGUAAAUGUUGUCUAGUUUUGAGUGGUUUUGAGGGUCGCCACCUCAGAACCUUGAUGACCCUGGACUGAUCAAGUUGUUUGGACCAGCAAAAUGAAAGCUGUUCUAACCUUUGUCUGUGUGAAUAUUCUAGUGGCUUUUAAAUGAAUCUUGAACUGACUGAGUUAAUUUUGAUAUAAACUUGUCUGUAUUUAAUGGACUGUAUUUAUUAAUUUGAAUGAAAUUUUUACAAAUAUUUUUAAUAAAUCUCUGCUGCUCUGGUGUCUCUUAACAGUCCUGACUCAA
Molecule: messenger RNA, 10037 nt
Organism: Pocillopora verrucosa
Lineage: Eukaryota; Metazoa; Cnidaria; Anthozoa; Scleractinia; Pocilloporidae
Product: chromodomain-helicase-DNA-binding protein 8-like
Biological process (GO): regulation of gene expression; chromatin remodeling
Cellular component (GO): nucleus; chromatin
Molecular function (GO): ATP hydrolysis activity; chromatin binding; histone binding
Source: RefSeq, a predicted model, not a curated record